This is a messenger RNA of Oryza sativa Japonica Group (Japanese rice), 1627 nucleotides long. RefSeq names its product UPF0481 protein At3g47200. Lineage: Eukaryota; Viridiplantae; Streptophyta; Magnoliopsida; Poales; Poaceae. The record is from RefSeq and is a predicted model, not a curated record.
AGUAGUUGUUGUCAGUUUGUCACCUGAGGGGUGAUCUGAUCAGAGGAGAUCGACGACGACGACGACGACGACGACGGCGAGGCAGGAGGACACGGUGCGCGUGAACAUCGAGACGAUGCUGGAGCAUCUGACCACGCCGGCGGCGAGGCUGGGCGACGGCUACUCCAUCUACCGUGUCCCGGCGAACGUCGACAGGAAGCACUACGAGCCGAGGCUGGUCUCCGUCGGCCCGUACCACCGGAGCAAGCACCACCUCAGCGCCAUGGAGGACCGGAAGCGCCUCUACCUCCUCCGGUUCCUCGACGACGGUGGCGAGAGCGGCCACCGCCGCGGACUUCUGCUCCAGGACUGCAUCGACAGGGUGCGCGAGCUCGAGCCGCGGGCGCGCGCGUGCUACUUCGAGAGCCCGGCCACCGGUGACGACGGGGAAGACGACGACGGCGACAUGUUCGUCGAAAUGCUCCUCCUCGACGGCUGCUUCGUGGUCCAGUUCUUCAUCCAGUGGUUCUCCGGCGUCGCCGACCCCAUCUUCAACGUCGGCUGGAACCUCCCGCUGCUGCACACCGACCUGCUCAUGCUCGAGAACCAGAUCCCCUACUUCAUCCUCCUCGCGCUCUACGACGCCUACACGCAUGACGGCGACGGCGACCUCGACCGGCCGGCGCGGCGGCCCAAGCCGUCGCUGACGAGCAUCAUCACCGCCUACUUCAGCCAGAAGGAAGGUCGGCAGCCGGCGGCGACGGAGACGGCGCAGCUGCAGGAGGAGGACGACAUCGACCACCUCCUCCACCUCUACCACUCCACCUUCGUCAAGCCACCCGAUCACCUGCCGGCGCGGCGGCACCGCCACGGCGGCGGCGGCAGCAGACCGCCGAGGACGAUCCGCUGCGCCAAGGAGCUGGCCAUGCACGGGGUGAGGUUCGUGCCCAAGGUCGGGACGAGCAACAUCCUCGACGUCGCGUUCCACGACGGCGUGUUCGAGAUCCCGCGCGUCGCCGUCGACGACUCCACCUGCACCCGCUUCAUGAACCUCGCCGCCUUUGAGCAGUGCCGCGGCGGCGACGCCGAGACACCGGCGGCGGGGAAGCACCUGACCAGCUACGUGGUGCUGAUGGACUACCUGAUCAACACGGCGGAGGACGUGGUGAUCCUGGAGCGCGCCGACGUGAUGGAGAACAAUCUGGCGAACGAGGAGGCGGCGGCGGCGUUCUUCAACCAGCUCCGCGUCUGCUCCUACAUCGACUACGACGACCACUACCUGGCGCCGGUGUACCGCGACGUCGACGCCUUCUGCCGCCGCAAGUGGCCCAAGUACAAGGCCAAAUUCCGCCGGGACUACCUCAACAGCCCGUGGGCGAUCGUCGGCUUCUGCUUCGCCACCACCUUCGCCGUCGUCACCUUCUUCAACACCAUCGUCAACAUACUCAAGACGUUCUUCCAUGUCUUGCAUUGAUCAUCCAAUGAUCGAUAUGUGCAGUGCCUUGCUCACUGCAGAGAAUUAUUAUCUUUGUUUUAAAUCUAUCUAUCGAUCUGUUCUUCUACCGCCAUAAGUAAAAAAACAUAAGACAUGUAUUGAAGACGUUAAUCAUAGACAUGUCUACAUAUUGCUUAUUGGAGACAUCUUUGC